Messenger RNA from Odobenus rosmarus divergens (Pacific walrus), 2887 nucleotides. RefSeq names its product kinesin family member 5C (gene KIF5C). Gene Ontology annotation, molecular function: microtubule motor activity; ATP binding; microtubule binding. The transcript has 25 exons. NCBI's taxonomy places the organism in Eukaryota, Metazoa, Chordata, Mammalia, Carnivora, Odobenidae. Gene Ontology annotation, biological process: microtubule-based movement. The coding region runs from base 1 to 2868 and encodes 955 amino acids. The record is from RefSeq and is a predicted model, not a curated record.
AUGGCGGAUCCAGCUGAAUGCAGCAUCAAAGUGAUGUGCCGGUUCCGGCCCCUCAACGAAGCGGAGAUUCUCCGAGGGGACAAAUUCAUCCCCAAAUUUAAAGGCGAUGAGACCGUGGUGAUUGGGGUAAGUCCAUAUGUCUUCGAUAGAGUGCUGCCUCCCAGCACGACCCAAGAGCAGGUUUACAAUGCGUGUGCAAAGCAAAUUGUCAAAGAUGUCCUUGAAGGUUAUAAUGGGACGAUUUUUGCGUACGGACAGACCUCAUCAGGAAAAACGCACACCAUGGAGGGGAAGCUACAUGACCCUCAACUCAUGGGGAUCAUCCCAAGGAUUGCACAUGACAUCUUUGACCACAUCUAUUCCAUGGAUGAAAACCUGGAGUUUCACAUCAAGGUUUCCUAUUUUGAGAUCUACUUGGACAAAAUCAGGGACUUACUCGAUGUGUCCAAGACGAACUUGGCUGUCCAUGAAGAUAAAAACAGAGUCCCGUACGUAAAGGGGUGUACCGAGCGGUUUGUGUCAAGCCCCGAGGAGGUCAUGGAUGUGAUAGAUGAAGGCAAAGCAAACCGACACGUGGCUGUCACAAACAUGAAUGAACACAGCUCUAGAAGUCACAGUAUCUUCCUGAUUAAUAUUAAACAAGAGAAUGUAGAGACCGAAAAAAAGCUCAGUGGGAAGCUUUAUCUAGUUGAUUUGGCUGGGAGCGAAAAGGUCAGCAAGACCGGUGCCGAGGGGGCUGUUCUCGAUGAAGCUAAAAAUAUCAAUAAAUCUUUGUCUGCUCUUGGAAAUGUGAUCUCUGCCUUGGCAGAAGGGACAAAAACACACGUGCCAUACCGGGACAGCAAGAUGACUCGGAUUCUUCAGGACUCUCUGGGUGGGAACUGUAGAACCACCAUUGUUAUUUGCUGUUCUCCCUCUGUCUUCAAUGAGGCUGAGACCAAGUCAACACUGAUGUUUGGGCAAAGGGCUAAGACCAUCAAGAAUACAGUCUCGGUGAAUCUGGAACUGACAGCGGAAGAAUGGAAGAAGAAAUACGAAAAAGAGAAGGAGAAAAACAAGACUCUGAAGAACGUUAUCCAGCAUCUGGAGAUGGAGCUAAACAGAUGGAGAAACGGAGAAGCUGUGCCUGAGGAUGAACAGAUCAGUGCUAAGGACCAGAAGACCCUGGAGCCCUGUGAUAACACCCCCAUCAUAGACAAUAUUGCUCCUGUUGUUGCUGGCAUCUCUGCAGAGGAGAAGGAGAAGUAUGAUGAGGAGAUCUCCAGUCUCUACAGACAGCUGGAUGAUAAGGAUGAUGAAAUUAACCAGCAGAGCCAGCUGGCUGAAAAGCUAAAGCAACAGAUGUUGGAUCAGGACGAGCUUCUGGCUUCCACGAGAAGAGACUAUGAGAAGAUCCAGGAAGAGCUGACACGUCUCCAGAUUGAGAAUGAAGCAGCCAAGGAUGAAGUGAAGGAAGUUCUCCAGGCCCUAGAAGAGCUGGCUGUCAAUUAUGACCAGAAGUCUCAGGAAGUGGAGGACAAGACCAGGGCCAAUGAGCAGCUGACUGAUGAGCUGGCCCAGAAAACGACGACAUUGACAACCACACAGAGGGAGCUGAGCCAGCUACAAGAGCUUAGCAACCACCAGAAAAAGAGGGCUACUGAGAUCCUGAAUUUGCUGUUGAAGGAUCUGGGGGAGAUAGGUGGAAUUAUCGGCACCAAUGAUGUGAAGACUGUAAACGUGAAUGGAGUCAUUGAGGAGGAAUUCACCAUGGCCCGCCUGUACAUCAGCAAGAUGAAGUCGGAGGUCAAAUCCCUGGUGAAUCGUAGCAAGCAGCUCGAGAAUGCCCAGAUGGACUCCAACAGGAAGAUGAGUGCCAGCGAGCGGGAACUGGCAGCGUGUCAGCUGCUCAUCUCCCAGCAUGAAGCCAAGAUCAAAUCCCUGACAGACUACAUGCAGAACAUGGAACAGAAGAAGAGGCAGCUGGAAGAGUCCCAAGACUCGCUCAGUGAAGAGCUGGCCAAGCUCCGGGCCCAAGAAAAAAUGCACGAAGUCAGCUUCCAGGAUAAGGAGAAGGAGCAUCUGACGCGGCUGCAGGACGCGGAGGAGAUGAAGAAGGCCCUGGAGCAGCAGAUGGAGAGCCACCGGGAAGCUCACCAGAAGCAGCUGUCCAGACUUCGGGAUGAAAUCGAGGAGAAGCAGAAAAUCAUCGAUGAGAUUCGGGAUUUGAAUCAGAAGCUGCAACUGGAACAGGAGAAGCUCAGUUCUGAUUAUAACAAGCUAAAGGUGGAGGACCAGGAGAGGGAAAUGAAACUGGAAAAGCUCUUAUUGCUCAAUGAUAAAAGGGAACAAGCCAGAGAGGACCUCAAAGGGCUGGAGGAGACAGUGUCUCGGGAGCUGCAGACUCUGCAUAACCUCCGGAAACUCUUUGUCCAGGAUCUGACUGCCCGAGUUAAAAAGAGCGUGGAGCUGGACAGCGAUGAUGGAGGGGGCAGUGCUGCCCAGAAGCAGAAAAUUUCCUUCCUGGAGAAUAACCUGGAGCAGCUCACGAAGGUUCACAAACAGCUGGUCCGGGACAACGCCGACCUGCGCUGCGAGCUGCCCAAGCUGGAGAAGCGGCUGCGCGCCACGGCGGAGCGUGUCAAGGCCCUGGAGAGCGCGCUGAAGGAGGCCAAGGAGAACGCCAUGCGGGACCGCAAGCGCUACCAGCAGGAGGUGGAUCGCAUCAAGGAGGCUGUGCGAGCCAAGAACAUGGCCAGGAGGGCCCACUCUGCCCAGAUCGCCAAGCCCAUUCGCCCUGGACACUACCCAGCAUCGUCUCCGACGGCCGUCCACACCAUCCGAGGGGGAGGAGGCGGCUCUUCAAACUCCACUCACUACCAGAAAUAAAUAUGAAGUGAGUCCCUGG